AUGGAUGAUUCUGCUACUCCCACUGAAUUGGAAGAACGUAUUAUAGACAGUGCCAUCACUCUAUUAACAAAAUCUGUUAUUGACGUUUAUUCCGAGAGAUUUAGAGAAUUGGGCAAGUUAAAUAUGGAAACUUGUUUGAGGUGGCACAAAGUAUUCGAUGAGUUAUUUUCAGACUUGCAAGGAUUCGAAGGGUUUAUAAAAGACGAUAGUUUUCAUAAAGAUUUCUCAAUCAGAGAAGGAGAUACUGUAUUUAAGGGUAAAUUCGCAUACGACUAUGCUGUGCGUGUCAGAGGACAAAUCUAUAUGCGAGUUUUAUCAUACGUCGAUUGGGAAAUCUAUAGAAACUUGUCGGAGGUCUAUAAAAGUGUCAUAAAGCUUAUUCAAUGCAAUCAUGCAAUUAUUGACACUCUCUAUGACUAUAACAGAAGGGUACGCCGCAUGCUCAGUGGUCGCUAUAAGCCUGAAGAAUUGUUCAAGAUGAAGAACGAUAUGGAAAAUGAUAAUAACAUUCAAGAUAUUAUGCCAUUCUUGAAAAGCUUGGAUUUGGGUCUAUAUAUGGGAUUUGCUAAUUUAGCCUAUGCUAGUAAGAAUCUACAUUUGUUUCACUGGGCGACUAGAAUUAAAUUCAUUCAUUAUACUCUUAAGAAAGAAGUAGUCACAAUUGAGGAUAUUUGGUACAGGGUGGAAGAGGCGCCUACUUAUAAAGCAUAUACCAUAAAGUCCCUUAAGGCAAAGAAAUACAAGCGUUCUGCAAAUAGAAAUAAAUAA
This is a messenger RNA of Hemisphaericaspora subhashii, 768 nucleotides long. RefSeq lists its product as uncharacterized. Lineage: Eukaryota; Fungi; Ascomycota; Pichiomycetes; Serinales; Debaryomycetaceae. The transcript has a single exon. Bases 1 to 768 code for a protein of 255 amino acids. The record is from RefSeq and is a predicted model, not a curated record.